Messenger RNA from Astyanax mexicanus (Mexican tetra), 7792 nucleotides. RefSeq names its product pleckstrin homology domain containing, family G (with RhoGef domain) member 4 (gene plekhg4). The record is from RefSeq and is a predicted model, not a curated record. Gene Ontology annotation, molecular function: guanyl-nucleotide exchange factor activity. The transcript is spliced from 24 exons. Lineage: Eukaryota; Metazoa; Chordata; Actinopteri; Characiformes; Acestrorhamphidae. Bases 169 to 6633 code for a protein of 2154 amino acids.
UACUGUGUAGAGCCGCUCUCACACACACAAACACACACACACACACACACACACACACACACACACACACACACACACACACACAUGCAGCAGAGUCCCGGGACUGCAGGAUUAUCAGGAAAAUGAAGCAAGAGAUUCGGGGCUUAUCCCGGAUACACUCCUCACAUCAUGGACUCUGAAUCUCUGGACAACUGUAUCCAGAGCACGCUCGCGGCCCUUUACCCGCCGUUUGAGGCCACUGGGGCUACCGUGCUCUGCCAGGUGCUGGAUGUGGUGGAGACACGGUACCGUGGAGACGGCUUGCGCUACCUCCUCGACUUCCUGGUGCCAACCAAACACAUCCUCCAGAGCAUCCAGCAGGACGCAUGUUUCCCAUAUUGUGGCUACCUGUUCCGCCACGAGGGCUGGCCACUGUGCGUCCAUGAGAAGGUCAUAAUCCAGCUGUCCUCUCUGGACAGGCGCAUCCUUCAGCCCGGAGACUUCUACCUGCAGGUGGUGGCAUCACCCAAAAGCCCUCCACGUGUUACCGUCAAGUGCCUGUCGGCGAGUGGCCAGCAUGUGGAGGAGCUGGAGGUCCCAGAGCUAGCCUACACUUCUCUCUUCACCAUGGCCUGGCUGGACUCCAUCAACCGGGAGAAGUGCGGGGACGGACGAGCCGCCUUGGAGCACUGCCUCCUCUCUGCGGAUAACAAUAUUUUCAGGGUGCCCUGGGAGGAUGUGGUGAACCCGGAGUUCAUCAGCAAACCUCCGAAAGUGGCCCAGUCCAUGGUGGCCUUCGGAAGGGUGAAGGACGUCAGAGAUGAUUCUGAUACAGAGCGUGAAGAUCUCAAUUCUGCUGGGUCAGGCAGUGGGAUUUUAAUUGACACUUUCACGGGCCAGUCAGAAGAGAGGGAAGAGCAACCUAAGGGAAUUAAGCUUUCUCAUGGUCAUCAUGUUCUUCAAGAACAGUCUAGCAAAGGCAGCAGUGGGCGGAGUUCGAUGAGCGCUGCUGACGAUUCUGAGGGCGAAUAUGUGGAGUUGUCUGAAAUCGAGCUGCCUUGUUUUUCCCCCCAGAAGGGCUCUUUGACUCAGUCUAUAAGCAUGAACUACAGAAACCUGCACAAGCCACGGACUCCAGGGCCUUCACCGAUGCACCCGAGCACUAAUCCUUCCCAAAGCCCUAUAAAAAGCACCUCAUGCUCCCAAAGCAUGGUAUGCGCCAUGCUGAUUGAGGAGAACCUAAGUGACACUUGCCAGCUUAUGGUGGCCGGCACUCUUCCAAAAGAUGCACACAGCCAGCGACAGCGGGUUGAAAGUCAAUGCAAAGUCACCUGUGCUGCAGGUACAGGUACAGAUCCUCCUGAUAGUAUGCCUGAGCAUGAGUCUGAGCGAGUGUGCAUGCCUGAAAGCUCGGACUGCAGCUGUACAGCACUUUGUGACUCUAAAGAAAAGAAAAUGUUGAGUUCAGACACUGAAACGUUAAAUGACCGUAGUCUUUGUCAAGAUGCUAAUCUUAUAGAGCCAGAGAACUCCAGAGAACACCAAUACUCUGAUUCUAACCAGCCUACAAUACCAAUAAACUGUGAUACCAAUGACUUAGAAAUGACAAAGCAGAAAGCUGAAAGUUUUGAGAUUGCAAUAGACAGUUGCCUGAAAGUCACACAGGCAGAUGAUAACAUACAAGUUUCCGAGUUUGUAGAAGCUGCUAAAUCUGAUGAGAAGCAAGUAGAAGGACACUUAGAGGUGACUAGCCAAGUUUUGACACCCAUACACUUACAUACAGCACCAUCAAUUGACCAUAAAUGCCCUGAAUCAGAGGAUCCUGUAGUCCGACCAGUGGGUCAGCCUACAGACUCUGAGAAUGCUCCAUGCACGAGCGAAAAUGGUCCAUGCAUUAGUAGCAAAAAUGACCCUUCUUGCAGCGAUUAUGGUAGCGAAGGCACUCCCAGCUUCUGUGAUGUUGAGGAGGGCAAUCUUGGGUCAGCAGGUCCCCUGGGAGAGCAGGUAGACUGUGCCUUUGUCCCCACAGAGCCUGGGAAGGUUCAAGUUACAGCUGUUGGUCCAGGUCAGGAGAGGACGGAGGAGAAAGAGAUUACGAGCAAAAAAAGUGAGGGAGAUACAAAAACAGAACCUGAGGAAGAGGUUAAGGUAGAGGAAGAAAUCUCAAAAGAGAAGGAACGAAACAGCAAGAGAGAGAUAAAGAAGGAGGUGGAGAGCAGGAGCGAAGGUGAGGAGGAUGAAGACAGAGCAGCAGUUGAUGUGGAAGACAAAAGAGAGACUCCUCAGACAGGUUUGGUGGAGUCCACGCCCAAAUCUAGCCCAAGUGUGAGCACACCUUCAGGUCAGGAGUUGGAACAAACAGACAAGGUAGAGCAGGAGGGAACAAACAAGGUAGAGGAGAGGGGAAAGAUAGAAGUAGUUGGAGAAGUGUUGGAGGAAGUUGAAUGUGCACCAGUUGGCUUAAAGGUAACUGAGGAGAGUGGGAUUAUGGGAUGCCCCACAGUUGAAAGUGAAGGGACCAUAGCUGCUCUUGUUUUAGAGACGGAAUCAGAGUCAAUCUCUCAAGUUUUGGAUGCACCAGUCGCGAAUGAGGACACACUUCCAGAGCAAACUCUGGACUUUAACACUUCAGACACAUUGGUUGAUGGAGAGACUACAUGUACUGUGACACAACCAGAGGAGGAGAAAGUGGAGGUGGAGGUGGAGACAAUAGACAAGACAAGGACGGAAAAUGAGCUUGCUUCGUCUGUUCAUAUUAAUGGCUUCACACAGCUGGAAUCAGACAUUGGAUCAAAUCAGCAUCAUCAUCAUCAACAACAUAAUCAUCAACAUCAGCAGCAGCAACAUCAAGAUCAGCAAGACUCCACCCAGGCAGAGGGUCCAUCGUUGGGUCCCAUUUUAGUGACUGCUUCCCUGAGUGAAAUCUGCACAGAGGCUCCAUCAGUGGUGAAGCUUCAGGAUCCUCUCCCAUUGUCUUUGAUGUCUGUAAAGAGCCAGCCUGUUCUCGCUGAAGCCCACAACGUCAACCCUGAAGUCCUGAGCUCGGGAGUACUCUGUCUGCCUGGCACGCGAGACAAGUCAGGCCAUGCACUCGUAAUAGUGACGACCAGAAACACAGCCUGGCUGAAUCCAAACUGCAACAGUGGUGAGCUUGUGCGGAUCAUGGUCUACUUCUACACCAUUCUUAGGAAGGAAAUGCGGGCACUAGGUUUAACCGUUCUAGUGGAUGCCCGGAGGUGCUCACCUGUCCCUGCACUCUUCAAAGCCUUCAACAUCCUCCAGGAGGCCAUGCCUGGCUGCAUCCACACUGUGCUAUUAUUGGCUGACCGGGAUUUGGCCUUACGCAUAGAAAAGCCCUCCUCAGUACAGGUGGAGCUGUUAACUUCACUGAAGUCUCUCCAUAAGCACAUAGACGUCUCUCAGCUUCCCACCGAGUUCGACGGCACUUUUCCUUUCUCCCAUCCCAACUGGAUUUGUUUCAGGACGAGGGUGGAGCAAUUAACCAGUCACUGUGAGGACGCAGUAACUCUUCUGCAAAGCACCAUCAGCACUCUGGAGUCAACAGUUCUGCCUCCUACUGCAGAGGAGGCUCAGGCAUUGCUGUGUAAAUACCAGGAGCUGAUGAGGAACGUGCUGGAGGACAGCAGGCUGGUGCGGCUGCAGCUGGAGGGCGGAGCUGCUCUGUCCCGCCUCCGCAAAGAGGAGACCAGCAUCAGCCUCACUGAGGACUACAGAGAUGCCAUCGAGAGUGUGGGCAGUCUGUAUAAUCAGGUGGACGAGCUGGUCCACAGGCUGGUGAUGCUGUCAAACAAGUGCACUCAAGAGCUGGAGUUCGUCAUGGAGUUUAACAGCCUAGAAGAUGGCUUUAAGGAGGUGAGUAAAUGGAUAGAUGAGGUCGGGGAGAGUCGACUGCAGACACUGGGGGAGCUGGAAGACUCUCUGGAGCAGCUGCGCAGCAAACAGACCCUCUUCAGAGACUUCCACGCUGCUGCUUAUGAGCAUUGUAAGAGUGGAGAGGCAUUGUUGAAAAGACUGGAGCGAUGGGAGGACGUUUCCUCAGCCGAGCUACAAGUGUACGAGGUCAAAGUUCGUUCUUUUUGGGUCCACCUGCACGACUUCUCCCAGAGGGUGGAGGACACUAAGGAGAAAAUUGAUAAGACUGUUCGCCUCUAUGAGUUCUUCGACAAGGCAUACGAGUGGGCUCUGGAAGGUAUGAGGCAUUUGGCUUGUGUCACAAUGGAGGACUGCAGCAUGCCUAAGAAAUGUCAGGGUGUGAUCGCCUGCCUGGAGAGUUACCGCAGCCAGCACCCGCCUAUACCGGAUACACGCUUCCAGGAGAUGAAGGACCUGGCCGGGGAGCUGAAGAGUGAGCAGGGUCUUAAGCAAUGGAAGUUCGCCUGGUCUAAAUGCCAGGAGACCAAACAGAUGUUUGAGAAGAAGCUGGAAGCAGCCCUGCGCGCUCGCCGCACCCUUUCAAGCGACCAGAGUGAAACCAGGUCAGUGAGUGGCACACCCCGGCGGCACUCGGAAGGCUGUGCCAAGCCCCAGGAGCGCAGCAGCAGCUUGUCCUUCUCCUGUAGGAAGGCCUUUAGUGGUAGCUGGGCUCGUGAAAGACUCUCCUUCCAGUCUUCCAGCACCUCCUCCUCUUCCUCCUCGUCCACUCCCUGCAGUCCGAUUGGCAACCGCCCGGACACAAAAGACUCAUUCAGGACCCCAACAGGAAGUCCCUAUCACCUAGAACAUCGAAUUCCACACAAAAACUUCCUUAAAUCUCACCGGCUAACCCGCAGCGUCUCUUCGGAGGAGUCUCCUCAGACCUCCUCCUCCUCCUGCUCUUACAGCCCCAGUCUCUCCUCUCUGGCGGAAACGAAUCAGAGAGUUCUGCGGAAGACUCAGAGCUUUGAUGCUGCAGGUAGCGAGGUGGGGUCACGGUAUGGGACGUGCCAACGAACACUAAGUGAACCGGCCCGCAGAGGAAACACUGGCGUCUUUAUCAAAGGCCUGGAGGUCAGCAGCACAGAGGUGGCAGAUCGGCCGUACAGCCCGCGGCUGACCCCGGCACACGGCUGGGCAUCAGUGGAUACACACCGUAGUGGGAGCCCUGUUCCAGAACCACGGGCCAAGGGCAGUAAACUGCGGCACAUUGUGGAUGAGAUGGUGACGACGGAGCGCGAGUAUGUGCGCUCUCUGCGCUACAUCAUCGAUCACUACUUCCCUGAGAUGGAACGGCUCGACCUGCCCCAGGACCUGCGGGGAAAACGUAGCGUCAUCUUCGGUAACCUGGAGAAGCUGGUGGACUUCCACAGUCAGUAUUUCCUCAAGGAGCUGGAGAGUUGCUGUAACCACCCACUACGCGUCAGCCACUGCUUCCUGCGGCAUCAAGACCAGUUUGGAAUGUACGCUCUUUACAGCAAGAAUAAGCCCAAGUCAGAUGCACUGCUAGCCAGCCAUGGCAACAGCUUCUUUCGGAAUAAGCAGCUAGAGCUAGAGGAUAAGAUGGACCUUGCCUCAUACCUGCUAAAGCCCAUCCAGCGGAUGAGUAAAUAUGCCCUGCUCCUAAAAGACCUUAUUAAGGAGGUGACUGAGGCCCAGGAGCAGGAGCUGUCCUACCUGCGUGCUGCUGCUGAGAUGGUCAAGUUCCAGCUUCGCCACGGAAAUGACCUGCUCGCCAUGGACGCCAUCCGUGAUUGUGAUGUAAAUCUAAAAGAACAAGGACAGCUGGUUCGGCAGGAUGAGUUUACCAUCUGGUACGGGAGGAAAAAGUGCCAGAGACACGUGUUCCUGUUUGAGGACCUGGUACUGUUUAGUAAACCUAAGCGGAUUGAAGGAGGCCUGGACGUGUACAUAUACAAACACUCCUUCAAGACUGCUGAUGUGGGGAUGACGGAGACGUCAGGGGAAAACGCUCUGCGCUUUGAGGUCUGGUUCCGAAGGAGGACAUCAAAGAAUCAGGCCUACAUCCUUCAGGCUGCUACGGCUGACAUCAAACACUCCUGGACCUCUGACAUCGCCCGCAUACUGUGGCAACAGGCCACACGCAACAAAGAGAUCCGUAUGCAGGAAAUGGUGUCUAUGGGAGUCGGUAAUAAGCCCUUUCUGGACAUCAAACCCAGUGAUGCUGCUAUAAAUGACCGGGCCAUUGAUUACAUCAUGAAGGGCAGAGGAGCCAGAACGAGAGCUUCCAUUGCCGUCUCCUUGUUUGACCACUCAAAUCCAUUUAAAAGAGCUCCGGUUAAUACUCCUGUUAGCGGUCCUCCGGUGGCUGGCGGGCCCUCCUCUUCCACGCUGCUGGGGCCCCUGAAUCUGCAUGUAUACAGCAGCCAGACAUUGCUACCAGGAGAGAGACCCCUCAUCAGCCCCUGCAUUGAAGAGGAUGAGCUGGAGCACGAGACCAGCAGCCAGCCAUCUAUGACUACAGAGAGUUCAGGAUCUUCUUCACACUGUCUGUCAGGCAGCGGCUCCAGUGGCUCAGACAGCGGCUGUGUCUCCAGUCACCUCCCUGAAGCUCUAUCUGAGGAGCCCAGCUCUCCCUGCGACGCCUCCUGCUACUCCUCCAUCGCCUCCGCCUCUCCCUCCGACCACAAACCACGCUUCAACAGCCAGUACAUUUCAGCGAAAGGCGCUCAGGUUAUAGGCCCAUCUACUAUAGUGUGAGCGCUUGCUGUAACCACUGCUGCCGUUUAAGGGCCAGCUACUCCCAUAAGAGAAGACACAUGCAGAAGGGGAGUCAAGACAGAAUUUAUGCUCCUCUGGAAAAAAAAAAAUCCAGCACAUCUCAUCUCAUGUGGACUUUUGAAAGAGCUGGAAAAUAGCACUGUUAAAAAAGGCGACUUUUGAGCUUUCAUAGCUUAUAUAGUUUGUUUUUUUGUUUUGUUUUUAAGAAAGUUUAAAUAUUCUUGUAUUUAUCUUUUCAAAAGUUCUGGUACAGUAGUUUUCUAUACUCUUAUCUAUGUGUAAAUAUGUGUUGUUUUAGUUUAUAAUGCAGUUAUGAACUGUUUCAGUUUCUCUGUUUUUCCUCGUUUUGUCUGUUGACCACUUUUCUUUGCUGGAGACUGCAAGACUACAAAGCAUGUGGCUCGGAUAUACAUACCUUAGUACCUGAAGGUAUAAAGAGAUCCUGUGGCUACGUGGCGCAGUCGGAUUUCCUCUUCUGCACCAGCAGCAUUCUGUUCUAAAGACUGUGGACUGUUCAGUUCUUCAUUUAUUACUGUUUAAGUUCUUGAAGCUGACCUGUGGUCAGCACUUCCAGUUUGAAUGCUAUUUGCCCCUCCAUAUUUUGAUAGUCAGACCUGUUCUAUUGGAGUUCCUGUAGAGUCAGCAGUUUGAGGAGCUGGGGGGGAAUUUCCACUGGCCUCAGGUCAGUUGUGCCCUCUUGUGCUGCUCCCAGACUCUGAUCACUGCUGGACUGGCCUUGUUUAAAGAAAAAGGAGGCAGAAUUUUCAUUUAAUUUCAUUUCACUUGUCUUGUUUGAGUUUCAAAUAAAACAGCAAAAACAGACAAAUAAAAAUGCACAUAGCCUGUAAAUAUUUGCACCAGUGGUGCUUUGAGUACAUAGCAAGUAGGAGGUUAAGGACUGAUAACUUUGUACGUGCUUUAUGCAUUAGCCAGCCAGCCAAGGAAUCACUAAAGUGCCAUUCUUGAACAUGAACUAUGAAAGCAAUUCAAGAUUUAAAAAGAAAAGGAGAGGGAAAAAACGUCAAGGUGCUGAAUUUCCACUUACAGCUGGAGCGUGAAUGUGUACUCAAUACUCAAAGUGUCAUUUCCUAACAAGUUCAUUCAUAUUUAAUAAAAAUGGAUUGCUUUGUAUCCAUAA